GCUGUCAAAAAUUGUAAAAGCAAAAAUUCUUGCUUCAAAUGUCAAAAACGACAUAAUACUCUCCUCCAUAAGGAUGCUGAGCAACAAAAUAUACCCAUUAGUACUUCUCCUUCAGCUUCCAAUACACCACUUCAAACGCCUAGGACAUUUGCAUUCCAAGCUUCUCCAAAUUCCUCCAUACAGUCCACUAACUCUUCAACCGAUGUUAUUCAAAAUUGUUUCGCGGUUAAUUCAAACGGCGUUUUGCUUGGUACCGCUGUAGUAAAAGUUAUUCAUGCAGGUGUUGGUUAUAUAGCGAGGGCCCUCAUAGAUUCAGGUUCAGAAGGUACCUUUAUAUCUCAAAACCUUGCCAAUGCCCUCAGGUUACCUUCCAAACCUACAUCCGCUAUCAUAUCAGGCCUUAAUAACACGGUUUCAGCUGCUGUUCAAAAAGAAUGUCGCUUUAUCCUGGGCUCCUAUGCGGAUAAAGCUUUCGAGAUCGAUGUUUCAGCCUUAAUUGUGCCUCAUCUUUCUAAUAACCUUCCAACCUGCACAAUAGGGUCUGAUAUUCUCUAUUCGCUACCAAAGUUAGACUUAGCUGACCCGUAUUUUUACCGAAGCUCCAAGAUUGAUAUCCUAAUUGGCGCAGAUUUACUUCCUUCUGUCAUGUUAUCUGGGUGCCAGCGAGCGAUUUGCGGAUCCUUAUUCGCCCAGGAGACCGUAUUCGGAUGGAUCCUCACUGGCCCCAUUCCAACCAAAGCUCCAAAGUCCUUCUCUACAUGUGUAUCGUACUUCUGCGAAAUUGCUUUAGAAAAAAGUCUUCUGAAAUUUUGGGAGGUGGAGAAUAUUCCACAACAGCGUGUAAUGUCCAAAGCAGAUAGACAAUGUGAAGAAAUUUAUCAGAGAACGACAACUAGAGAUGGGAAUGGAAGGUAUACUGUUUCGCUUCCGUUUAAAGACGAAUAUUCCGAUUCACUAACCUUAGGUCAGUCGAGAAAAGGUGCGAUGGCCCAAUAUAUUCGGAAUGAAAGUCGUCUGCUAAAAAAUCCAGAAUUGAAAAGAGAAUAUGAUCUUAAUAUUGAAGAGUACGUCAAACUAGGACAUAUGAUUCCUGUUCUACCUCCUACAAUCUCAGAAUUUCCCGAUCAUUACUAUUUGCCGCAUCAUGCUGUUGUGAAGCCAGAUAGUUCUACCACUAAAGUCCGUGUGGUUUUCAAUGCUUCUUACGCAACAUCGAAUGGUACAAGUCUAAAUGACGUUUUGUACACUGGUCCAGCCUUACAGAACGACUUGACUAUUCUCAUCCUUAAGUGGCGUUUUUAUCGCUAUGUUUUCAGUGGUGAUAUAGAGAAAAUGUAUCGCCAAAUCCUUGUGUCUCCUUCUCACACCCACUUUCAGAGAAUCCUGUUCCGCCAGAAUCCAACUGAACCAAUAAAGGAUUACGAGUUGAAAACUGUAACCUUUGGUGUUAACUGUGCACCGUAUCUUGCGAUACGUACGAUGAUUCAACUAGCCAAUGACGUCCAUGAUUCAUAUCCAUUAGCUAGUCAUGUUUUGAAGAAUUGCAUGUAUGUGGAUGAUGCCCUUGCAGGGGCACAUGACAUACACACAGCAAUUUCAACCGUACGUGAAUUAAUCCUAUCUCUGAAGUCCGCAGGAUUCAACAUGCGAAAAUGGACCUCCAAUUCAACAACAAUUCUCUCGGACUUGUCACCCGAUGAUCUUCUUAAUGAUGGCUUUUUAGACUUUAACGCACAUUGUGCAGCUAAAAUGUUAGGCAUUCGUUGGAAUGCGUAUUCUGAUCAGUUUUAUUUCUCCUCCAUUGCAUUUUCUCCCCAUACUUAUACCAAACGAGAGGUUCUUUCCCAAAUAUCAAAACUAUUUGAUCCUGCUGGCUGGAUUUCGCCGGUCAUUGUAUUAGCCAAGAUAAUUAUGCAAAAAAUAUGGCUAGAUAAAGUGGGUUGGGAUGAAGAGAUAUCACCAGAAUCAAUUGACUUAUGGAAAGCAUUUCAGUCUUCAUUUUCUUCCAUCAAUGAGAUUCGUGUUCCACGUUGGUUUAACUUUGUCCCAGACCAUGAAAUUGAAUUCCACGGGUUUUCGGAUGCAUCAGAAAGGGCUUAUGCCGCAGUACUAUACAUUCGAAUUGUUUCUCCAACUACUGUGUACACCCACUUAGUGGCUUCCAAAACGAAAGUAGCACCGAUUAAGUCCCUAUCUAUUCCUAGACUGGAAUUAUGUGCAGCUACUCUCCUUGCUGAGCUAAUUGACAAUUUAGUGCCUCAAUUCGACGUUCACCGUCACUCAUUACAUUGCUGGACGGACUCCACCAUUGUGAUUUCAUGGUUAGCAAAACAACCAUGUCAUUGGAAUACUUUUGUAGCAAAUCGAAUUUCUAAAAUCAUCCAAACUGUCGAUCCACCAAAAUGGCACCACGUCAGUUCAGAGGACAACCCCGCCGAUCUCGCGAGUAGAGGUGUCUAUCCACAGGAUCUAAUCCAAAAUGAUCUUUGGUGGAGAGGUCCUGCAUGGUUAUCUGAAUUUGACACUCCUUGGGAAAAUUACUCUAAUCAAGAUGUCCAACCAACUGAAUUAGAGAAGAAGUCGAGCUCUAAGGAUUAUGGCGUAUGUAUAUCGUUUUAUAAAUGGUACUCAUCCACGAUAUAAGACCAAUAAUAGACGUUAUGGUAACGUCAUAGAAGCUCAAGAAAUCAUCCAUGUUCGCUCAAAGCUGAUAUCCAUAUACCAAAGGCUAUUUUACCCAAAUGAGUACAUGGCGCUGAGUAUCCAAAGACCGAUUCCUUCUUCUAGUAAACUAUUGAGUUUGAAUCCCUUCUUAGAUUCCGAAGGUCUAAUGCGAAUUUGCGGUCGACUUGAAGUAUGUCCAGAGUUAUCCUACAACGAGAGACAUCCUAUAAUUGUUCCAUACAACUGUCAAUAUUCCAAACUAUUAGUCCAAUAUAUCCAUUUGAUAAGUCUACACGGGGGCAAUCAACUUGUCCUCCGAUUGGUCCGUACACAAUACUGGAUACCAAAGGUUCAAAAUCUUAUAAAAUCCAUUAUACGAAAUUGCAAGAUCUGUGUCAUAUAUAAGAAAAGAUGCCAAAAGCAGUUGAUGGCUGCAUUGCCUCCAGAAAGAUGUGAAAUAUCCCGACCAUUCACACAUACCGGUUUGGAUUUUGCAGGACCUUUUGAUAUCAAGAGCUAUACUGGAAGAUAUUGUCGGAUUACCAAAGGAUAUGUGUGUGUGUUUGUCUGUUUUUCCACAAAGGCAAUUCACCUUGAAGCAACAUCCGACUUAUCCACAUCCAAUUUUCUGGCAGCUUUUAACCGUUUUGUUUCCCGUCGUGGGUGUCCACUCCAUUUGCACUCUGAUAACGGAACUACGUUUGUCGGAGCUUCCAAGAGGAUCGCAAAGGAUUUUAUCGAUACCUCGAAUCAAGCUCUAAUGUCCAAUUACGCCCACCAAAAUUUGACAUGGCAUUUCAUACCUCCCGGAGCUCCUCAUAUGGGUGGACUCUGGGAAGCCGGCGUAAAAAGUUUCAAACAACAUUUCCGCAAAAUUGCUGGCAAUACAAAAUACACAUACGAAGAAUUUCAAACCUUGCUGACUAAAAUUGAGGCGUGUCUAAACUCUAGACCAAUAUCCCCAUCUUCUCAAAGCCCAUCAGAUUUCACCGCAUUGACUCCUGGACACUUUUUAAUCGGUUCUCCUAUACUAUCUCUCUUAGAACCAGAAAUUUCCCAGUCAUCCAUUUCUAUUCAAAAUCGCUGGCAACGAAUCCGAUCAAUGUAUCAACAUUUUUGUAGCAGGUGGAAGACUGAAUAUCUGAAGGAACUUCAUAAAAGGACUAAAUGGAAAAGUCCAGAACGCGAUGUCGAAGAAAAUAUGCUGGUGGUUAUUCAGGAAGAAAAUCUCCCUCCGACCUGUUGGCGUUUGGGCAGAGUGGUUCGUGUCUAUCAUGGCAAUGAUCAGAAAGUGCGCGUUGCUGACAUUCUCACUCAGAAGGGAAGAAUCACCCGGCCAAUUACAAAAUUGGUCAUCUUACCAGAUAACCAGUCUUAGACUUUAUCCUCAUACAAAGCCUAAGACAAAUCAUUUUUUCCAUUUUCUAUUUCACUUCCAUU
Molecule: messenger RNA, 4104 nt
Organism: Musca domestica (house fly)
Lineage: Eukaryota; Metazoa; Arthropoda; Insecta; Diptera; Muscidae
Exons: 2
Coding region: 646-2643 (665 amino acids)
Source: RefSeq, a predicted model, not a curated record